This is a messenger RNA of Penicillium riverlandense, 1149 nucleotides long. RefSeq lists its product as uncharacterized. NCBI's taxonomy places the organism in Eukaryota, Fungi, Ascomycota, Eurotiomycetes, Eurotiales, Aspergillaceae. The coding region runs from base 1 to 1149 and encodes 382 amino acids. The transcript has 17 exons. The record is from RefSeq and is a predicted model, not a curated record.
AUGCAAAAGCACCUGUCCCACACCGUCCACACCACGAGUGCGAAUAUAAAACAUGACGAAGAAAACUUCUGCUUAUUUUCAGCACUCGUGGGUCCAUCCCAGGCUUAUUCUCUGUUACCGCUGCCCAAACUUGCACUGGAUCCACCGGCAGUUCGACCUGCUGCCCAGCAACUCAAACAUGUAUCUCAGGCGCCUGUUGCGAUAAUAGUUCGCUCUGUGGUACUGGAGCCUCGGCUACGUGUGGCUGCCCAGUCGGCGAGAUGUGCAUCUCGGAUACGUGUUGUACUACUGCUCAAACCUGCGCUGGAAGCGGCGCUUCUACUUGUUGUUCCGCAAAUCAGACAUGCGUCUCGGGUGCCUGUUGUGAUAAUACUGCGCUCUGCGGUACUGGAACUACAGCCACGUGUGGCUGCCCGACUGGCGAGACAUGCGUCUCAGGCUCUUGCUGUGCUAACACUCAAAUUUGCCAAGGCGCUAAUGGUACUUCCUGCUGUCUCGCAACCCAGACAUGCAUCCUGGGUGCUUGCUGUGAUACCCUGUCAGUCUGUGGCACUGGAGCUGCAGCAACAUGUUGUUCCGCGGGUCAGACUUGCGUAUCGGGUGUCUGUUGUUCUGCUACUCAACUUUGCAUUUCAAACCCCGGCUCUACAUGUUGUUCGGCAGACCAAACCUGCGUUUCAGGUGCCUGUUGCGAUAAUGAUUCAAUUUGCAAUGGAAUUGGUGGCCCUACAUGUUGCCCGGGAAACCAAACGUGUGUCGCAGGGGCUUGUUGCAAUAACAAUAGCAUCUGUGGUUUUGGGCCGACAGCCACGUGUGGUUGUCCCACUGGCGAGACGAGCGAAUGGUGCCUCCUGUUCUGCGCUGAAACCUGCUGUUCGGCAACUCAAACAUGCAUCUCGGGUGCCUGUUGCGAUACUACGCAAGUCUGUCACUCUGGACUGGGCAUUUCCGCAUGUUGUGCGGCUGGCCAAAAAUGCAUUGCGGGCUCGUGCUGCGACGAUAGUCAAAUUUGCACUGAUGCAAUGGGCGUCAGCACAUGUUCUCCCGCCGGUGAUACAUGUCUGUCGGGCGCCUGUUGUGCCCAAGCUUCAGUUUGUGGCGAUACGUGUGGGGCUCAACAUGUCUGAAUGGUUCCUGCUGCGCCGAUAG